Molecule: messenger RNA, 1760 nt
Organism: Vitis vinifera (wine grape)
Lineage: Eukaryota; Viridiplantae; Streptophyta; Magnoliopsida; Vitales; Vitaceae
Product: bystin
Exons: 12
Coding region: 94-1416 (440 amino acids)
Biological process (GO): rRNA processing
Cellular component (GO): nucleolus; cytoplasm; preribosome, small subunit precursor
Molecular function (GO): snoRNA binding
Source: RefSeq, a predicted model, not a curated record
AAGUAUGAAGCAGCUUCCAUACUCGUAUUCCAGGGGUUUUUGUUCUUCCUCCCUACACCCUCUGUAUCUCCAAAACCCUACAUCUCUUUCGCCAUGGGGAAAAAGAGAAGCAAGCAUCACAAUCCCCAACCCUUCCUCGCUGAUGACGACGUCGUUUCAUCCAAGAAACGGUCCAAGCCAGCCAAGCUCCACCAGGCUGAAGAAAAGCUGAUAUCCUCUGGAAUGAGCUCAAAAAUCUUGAAAGAAGCUCUGCUUCAGCAAAAGGAGAUCGAAGACGAAGCCCGGGACCAAAACCCUCAUAGCUCCUUCUUCGCGGUCGAAGAUGUACCGGCUAAGGAUGAAGAAGAGGAUGUCGAUGAUUUUGCUGGAUUUGACGAAACUCAAAGCCACUUUGGCGGUUAUGAGGAAGAGAUUGACGAGGAGGAUGAGAAAUUACUGGAGGCUUUCUUAUCCAAGAAUGCUGGUCCAGAGCGAACACUAGCCGAUGUCAUUGCUGAGAGAAUUAAAGAAAAAGAUGAAAAAUUUUCCUCAGAAGCUCGGCCUUUGCCUAAAUUGGAUGCCUCCAUCAUAGAUUUAUACAAGGGAGUUGGCAAGCUUCUUAGUAGAUACACUGCAGGAAAGCUUCCCAAGGCUUUCAAACAUAUUCCUUCAGUUCAACAUUGGGAGGAGGUCCUGUACCUGACUGAACCUGAGAAUUGGUCACCAAAUGCAGUGUACCAAGCCACUAGGAUUUUUGCUUCCAAUUUGGGUGGGAAGAAGGCAGAACGUUUUUAUAGGCUUGUCUUGCUCCCACGGGUCAGAGAAGAUAUCCGGAAGAAUAAGAGACUACAUUUUGCUUUAUAUCAAACUUUAAAGAAGUCCUUGUACAAACCUGCUGCCUUCUUUAAGGGAAUAUUGUUUCCAUUGUGUGAGUCUGGAACAUGCAACCUUAGGGAAGCUGUCAUCAUUGGAAGCAUUAUUGAAAAGGUCUCCAUUCCUGCUCUACAUUCAAGUGUUGCAUUAUUGAAGCUUGCAGAGAUGGAGUAUUGUGGCACAACAAGCUAUUUCAUAAAGCUUCUCCUUGACAAGAAGUAUGCUCUGCCAUAUCGUGCAGUUGAUGCUGUUGUAGCUCAUUUUAUAAGAUUUAUUGAGGAUACGAGGAUAAUGCCUGUGAUUUGGCACCAGUCACUUCUUACAUUUGUUCAGAGGUACAAAAAUCAACUGAGGAAAGAGGAUAAAGAUUCCCUUAAAACUUUAAUUGAAAAUCAAAGACACAGACUAGUUACUCCUGAUAUUAGCAGAGAGUUAAACAAUAGCAGGAAUCGUGGUGAGGAGGAAGAUGAUCUUAUGUUAAUCUCAUCUCCUAUUUCUGUGAUCAAUAAAACAAUAGAAGAAGACAGGUUUGACAUUCCAGACGUUCCAAUGGAGGAGGACUAAAUGUUCAUUUUCUGUGACUUUCUCGUAGUUAUUUUUUGCUGCAAGUUGGUGGGGACAAAAAUUGUCUUUCUGCAUACCAGUAUAUGGGUGAUUGAAGUGGUUUGGGAAAAUGAAGGAAUGUUAAGUUUCUAUUGCAGGUUCUUGGGGGCCAGAAUACGAUGUCGUGCUUAUGGUUAUCUGUUGGAGAGGUUUACAACAUCUGUUUGCUCAUUUAAUUACUGCUGAUUAGAGCUUUAUAUACAAAAUAAUAUCUUUUUUUUCCCCUCUUUCCCUUUUUGUAACCUGAUUUGUAUCACGGACUAACAACCUAAUAUUCAAUACUAUUCAACACUAUUUAGUUUUAA